Molecule: messenger RNA, 3797 nt
Organism: Oldenlandia corymbosa var. corymbosa
Lineage: Eukaryota; Viridiplantae; Streptophyta; Magnoliopsida; Gentianales; Rubiaceae
Source: the annotation of a GenBank genome assembly
GGGGACUUCGUGGACUACUAUAAUCCUACCCGAAUCAAUCCGGUCGGAAGUUUCACCCGCCUCGAUAUUCCCAAAACCCUCGUCUUCUCCACUCUAAUUGCCGCGCCUUCUCACUAUAAUAUUACUCUUCUUUUGUUUAUUUUUGGCCCCCUUUCCCCUCAACUCGGCGUGCCCAACCGAUCGUACGUAAGACGGAACUUCCUUCUACUCCUCCCACCGCCACGCGCCGCCUCAUUUCUUACUCUCAACCGACGGCGAUUCUUUCUUCUCACUACUCCCUGAGGUAGGUAGGUGUCCUCUGUAAAAACUCUGCUACUGAUUUUCCCCCCUUCUGUUAAAUUUCUUUCCUUUUUUUUUUGCCUCGUUUUUUCUGCUUCUGUAUGUGAAACGGAAUUCGAUUAUGUAUAUAUUUGUUACAUUUUAUGUUUUAUGGAUUUUGGGUUUUUGAGGGUUGAGGGUUUUUGGUGGCUGUUUCUCCGUGUGUCUAUAAAGGGUGAACAGUUAAAGAUCAUGAUGUCUCGCCACACUCGUCAGUCCCUUUUGAUGGUUCCCACAACCAGAGGAAAGCGAAGUAAGCUUAUGACUAUUACGGUUGGCAAGUUUUACCAGAUUGUUCAUGCUAAUUUACCUCCCAGAACUCCUCCUUGGCUGAGGGCCAUUCGUGUUGUCAUGGUCUCUGACAAGAACAAAUUGAAGGUCACUGUUAAGUAUCCUAGCCAGGCCGCCAUAGAUAGUUGGUCUAGUUCUCAGGAUAAAGCCUGCUCCAACCCUGAGCUUGAUCUGUGUUUCAUUAUGGGAUACAAGCUUGCCCAGAGGGUGCUUUUUGCUGAUGUCAAUGUGCCAAAAUUCAAUAGUGUGGAAGAAAUUAAGGGCUUUUGGUUGGUUAAGUCUCCUAAGCUUGAAAUCGAAGAUGUUCCUUUGAGGACUCUGCGUUCUGCGAUGAAGCGUGAUGCUAAAAAAGAAGAGAUACAAAGUGAAGUUCCUAAGCUGGCAAUUGUUAAAGUUGAGAAUAUAGUUAAAGAAGAGAUUGGAGGUGAUGAACCUGAGGCAGAUGAUGCUACUCCUAAGAUGAAGAAGUAUAAGUGGUGGUCGAAUGACAGCUUCGAUGUGGGCAAGAAAGUCAUUUUGAGGAUUUUGAAGGAGAAGAAAGCUGGAGCAGACAACCCAAUUUACAGAGCUGCUUUAAGGAGGGAGGCACAGAAGGAGAUUGGUAAUACUGGGCUGUUGGAUCACCUUCUUAAGGACAUUCCGGGCAAGAUAGCACCUGAUGGGGCUUCCCGUUUUCAACGUUGCUACAAUGCUGAUGGUGUGAUAAUGUACUGGCUUGAAAAUGCUGAUUUGGUUGACCUCCGGAAAAAGGCUGGCGUGGCUGAUCCUUUUUGGAUUCCACCACCUGGUUGGAAAGUUGGGUCUUGCUCCUCAGGGUGUCCCUGUUCCAAGGAGUUGGAGCAACUUAAGGAAGAAUUUUCACAAGUGAAAAGGUACAAAGAUGGGAAAGUUAUCAACUUUACUGCUGUGCUGCAGUUGACAUGCAUUUCAAUUGACCUGCUAUAAAAACCAUUUCAUCCCGUCGACGUAGUUGUCUAUUCUUUCUGUUCUUUGUAUGCAUCUUUGCAUGCCUUACCUUGAAGCAAAUAAUCAUACCAAGCAAAUAAUUUUAUUCAUCUUGGCGAGAUUCAGUAUGUACAGUUGUGAUUUACUUUAACAUCAUAUCCUUCAUCAUACCAAGCAAAUAAUUUUUUUUACUCAUAUGAUCUUUUUGUUGGAUUAGAUGUUUUCUACGUUUUACAUUCCAUCUUGCAUCCACCCAGCUUUUGCUUUCAACAUUGAAAUUCAAGGAUCCUUUUGUCCGAAGCCAACUUGUCUGCUGUGUGCUUAGUGCAUGACCUAGUUAGGCGAGUUCUGCAGUUGGUGAUACUUAUUAAAAGUUUUUUGUCAUUACAUGUGCUGCCUGAGUGCCUGAGUUCCACAUAAAAUAUCUUAGUUCAAUGAAGUGUUGGAGAAUUUUACAUGCCAGGUUAUCACUAUGAAUAUUGCUAGAAUUUGCUGUUGGAGGAUAUCUUUGGCACUUGUAUUUUUGUUAAGUGGAUUUCUGGAAUUGUUGCUAUUAUUGUUUUCUUGUAACUGGGAGCUCUUGAUCCUGGAAGGUCUCACUUAGUAACUUCAUUUUUCUCUGCCUUUAUUUCUGGUGAUACGAGGAAGCUUUUCUUUUUUUAUACUUGGUGUCUGUAUUCUGAUUCGGAAGUUGUCUAUCUAUGUUGGCGAGAAUCAUGCAAUUUUAUAUGCGACAGUUGGUGCCUCUUUACACUUUAAUGUUGGCUUGUAUUCUUCAUUUAUAGAGAUUUGGAAGAGACACAGAAGCAAUUGACAGAGGUUCGUGCUGCUAAUAAUGAAGUUAGGAGGUAAGACACAAGUUUUUACUUGCUCAGCAAUUUUGGCAUGUUUGGAAAUUAAUACUUUCUUUUCCAGAGUUGUGAUCUUCAGUGUUUUAUCAUGAAAUGAGUGAAACUUGUCAAUGUGUGUAUCUACCUUGGUGGACAAUCAUGUCAAAAUAAUACGUGACGCCCCCUCUUCCAGUUGCACUUUAAUGUGGUUUUGUAUUCCUUCAUUUACAGAGAUUUGGAAGAGACGCAAAAGCAGUUGACAGAAGUUCGUGCUGUUAAUACGGAAGUUAGGAGGUAAGAUGGAAGCUUUCACUUGCUCAGCAUUGUUGGCAUGUUUAAAAAUCAGUGCUUUCUUUCUGAGUUCUCAAUCUUCAUUUUUCACCAUGAAGUCCUUGCUCGUGUAACAUUUACAUGCAUUUCUUCUUUUUUAGUGCACGUGUUUCCCUAAGUGACGAUGCCAAUGAAAUUGACAUUGACUUUUGCAUUGCAGAUGUUCUGAUUGUGAUAACUGGGUAGGCGGUUUCUGGUAAGUCGGAUUGUGCCAGUUUUUUUAGAAAAUUGGCGCUUCCUAGAAAAAUAGUGCAGGUCCCUGACCUUAUUCUCGUGAAAGAGAAAGUAUUAGAAAUUUUGUAUAGAGAUGGUUUUAAUGUUUCUGUAAAGCGGCUUUUUGAAUAUGCUGUACGGUUAUACUGGUUAUACAUGUAAGAUACAGAGAAUCUCAUCCGUGCAACAAGUUCCAGACUUCAUGUCCUGAACAAGUUUAAUGAAAAUACUAGUGUUAUUCUAGGAAAGAUACUUGGGUCGAGAUCCGUUUUCUCUUUGAAGCUGUCGGCAUGGGAAACCAUCUUAGAUUAGAUCUUCCGUUGAUGAAUGAAGAUAUGGUUUCCUAGAUUGGAAGAAGAUAGCUGUUAAAACUUAUGGAGUAAAACUUUCAGCUUGUUGGCAUUUAUAGAAUUCAGCUUGUCGGCACUUAUUUCGCAGGAAACAGUGAAUAGCUGGCCUUGUAUUUGAAGGUUCUUAUCCCAGUACUUAGGAAUUAUUUACCUUGGAUUAGAGGCAAACUGCCAGAUCCCCAUAUGAAUUCAAAGUUAUUCUACUUCUCUGUUCCAUAAUGUCCCCAAUUUUUAUUUUUUAUUUUUUUCUGAAGUGUAGCUUAAAACAUUAAAACGGCAGUUUCUGGAACUGAAUUAGAUGACUCCAUAACAAGGUAACCUUACCCCCUCCCUGUAAGAUCUUUUUACUGUCUGUCCAUGUUAUUUGCUUCACAAUGAGUUAGAACUUUUGAUGUCUGUACAUGGAGAGCUGGGGAUUGUGAUGGCGCCGGAGUUGUAGCCUUCUUAACACUAACAGUCCUCCAAUCAUAUGGUUGAGACGGUGUGAUUUGUUGACCGUUGACAUUGCAUUAUUGAAGAG